UUGUCCUCCACCAACCUCUUUCGGCAACCCUCCAACAACUCUCUAGCAAUCCUCCAACGGCGUUCUGAUUUGCCCCUUGGCGACCUUUCGACAUCAAACAUCAUUCGACGACAUUUUGAUAUGCCCCCUGACCAUCUCCUGAAGACCUUUCAACAAUAUUUUGACCACCAUCAGUCAUCCUCUGACUACAUUUCAAUCUUCUUCCAACCAUCCUUUGACGUCCUUCACAACCGUCCAGUCGUUCACUGA
This is a messenger RNA of Ilex paraguariensis (yerba mate), 249 nucleotides long. The record is from the annotation of a GenBank genome assembly. NCBI's taxonomy places the organism in Eukaryota, Viridiplantae, Streptophyta, Magnoliopsida, Aquifoliales, Aquifoliaceae.